CGGCUGCUCAGCUGCCUCCCACGGUGCCGGGCGCCUCGGGCCGGGGGCGAGCGCUGCGAGGCGGCCCGCGGGGAGGCAGCGGCCUGAGCAAUGGAAGAGUUAAUAGUUGAACUUCGUCUCUUUCUGGAACUCCUGGACCAUGAAUAUCUAACAUCGACCGUCAGGGAGAAGAAGGCCGUGAUCGCCAACAUUCUGCUGAGGAUACAGUCGGCCAAAGGUGUCGAAGUGAAAGAUGGUCAGAAGCACGAGACCCCCAGCAGCCUGCCGGCGCCCCCUCAGAUGCCUCUGCCGGAGAUCCCGCAGCCGUGGCUGCCUCCUGACAGUGGGCCUCCGCCUCUGCCGACUGCCUCGCUCCCGGAAGGCUACUAUGAGGAAGCUGUGCCGCUGAGCCCUGGGAAAGCGCCGGAGUACAUCACCUCAAAUUAUGACUCGGACGCCAUGAGCAGCUCGUAUGAGUCGUACGACGAGGAGGAGGAAGACGGGAAGGGGAAGAAGGCCCGGCACCAGUGGCCCUCCGAGGAGGCCUCCAUGGACCUGGUGAGGGACGCCAGGAUCUGCGCGUUCCUGCUGCGGAAGAAGCGCUUCGGCCAGUGGACCAAGCUGCUGUGCGUCGUCAAGGACACCAGGCUCCUGUGCUACAAGAGCUCCAAGGACCAGCAGCCUCAGAUGGAGCUGCCGCUGCAGGGCUGCAGCAUCACCUACAUCCCGAAGGACAGCAAGAAGAAGAAGCACGAGCUGAAGAUCACGCAGCAAGGCACGGACCCCCUGGUGCUUGCCGUGCAGAGCAGGGAGCAGGCCGAGCAGUGGCUGAAGGUCAUCAAGGAGGCCCACGGUGGCGGUGGCGGUGGCGGCGGUGGCGGCGGCGGCGGCGGCAGCGGGCCCGUGGCCUCAGAGUGCCCUCCUCCGUCCAGCUCCCCGGUGCACAAGGUGGAGCUGGAGAAGAAACUGUCAUCAGAAAGACCCAGCUCAGACGGGGAAGGAGCUGUGGAAAACGGAGCUACUAUGUGCAAUGGAAAAGAGCAGGUGAAGAGGAAGAAAAGUGCCAAGUCAGAGGCCAAGGGAACUGUGUCCAAAGUCACUGGGAAGAAAAUCACCAAGAUCAUCGGUUUGGGAAAGAAAAAGCCAUCCACGGACGAGCAGACCUCAUCGGCGGAGGAGGACGUGCCCACGUGCGGCUACCUGAACGUCCUCUCCAACAGCCGCUGGCGGGAGCGCUGGUGCCGCGUGAGGGACAGCAAGCUGGUCCUGCACAAGGACAGGGCCGACCUGAAGACGCACAUCGCGUCCAUCCCCCUGCGCGGCUGCGAGGUGACCCCGGGCCUGGACGCCAAGCACCCGCUCACCUUCCGCCUGCUCCGCAACGGCCAGGAGGUCGCCGUGCUGGAGGCGGCGUCUUCCGAAGACAUGGGCAGAUGGAUCGGGAUCUUGCUGGCAGAGACAGGGUCGCCGGCAGACCCCGGGGCCCUGCACUACGACUACAUAGACGUGGAGACGUCUGCGAGCGUCAUUCAGACCGCCAAGCAGACCUUCUGUUUCAUGAACAGGCGUGUGGUAUCCACGAACCCGUACCUGGGGAGCACCUCCAACGGCUACGCCCACCCCAGCGCCACGGCGCUGCAUUACGACGACGUGCCUUGCAUAAACGGCUCGUGGGACCCGGAGGAGGACUUCCCUGCAUCCUAUGGCAGAGGCGGGGGAGAAGAGGUGCUCUAUGAUAACGCAGGCCUGUACGAUAACUUGCCGUCGCCGAAAAUCUUUGCCCGCUGCUCUCCUGACAGGAAGGCUUCUCGGCCGGCCUCUAACCACUGCAGACACCCCGCCUCCCGCAGCCCGCCUCCCGCCCCGUCUCUCACUAACACCUCUUCUGUGGGGAGGGCGUCUCUCGGGCCUCCCUCUCAGUUCAAGGGUAAGAAGCCCCCAGCAGCAUCUAACGGGGUUCCAGGCAAAGGGAAGACGGGGAGCGGCCAGCAGAAGAAAGCCGAGAGCGCCGCCGGUGUGAGACGCACAGCUUCAAAUGCUGACCAGUACAAGUACGGGAAGAACCGGGUGGAAGCGGACGCGAAGCGGCUGCAGAGCCAAGAGGAGGAGCUGGUGCGGAGGAAGGAAGCGCUGCGGAACAGGCUGGCCCAGCUGCGGAAGGAGCGCAGGGACCUGCGGGCGGCCAUCGAGGCGAACGCUGGCCGGCAGACGCAGGCGCUUCUGGAAGACAAGCUGAAGAAGCUGGAGGAGGAGUGCAAGCAGAAGGAGGCGGAGCGGGUGAACCUGGAGCUGGAGCUGACCGAGGUCAAGGAGAGCCUGCGGACGGCCCUGGCCGGCGGGCUCACGCUGGGGCUGGCCAUUGAGCCCAAGUCAGGGACGUCGAGCCCACAGUCUCCCGGCCUGCGGCACCGGACGCUGGAGAACUCGCCCAUCUCCAGCUGCGACACAAGCGACGCCGAAGGCCCCCUGCCCGUGAACAGCGCGGCCGUCCUGAAGAAGAGCCAGCCGGCCGCCGGCAGCUCCCCCUGCCGCGGGCACGUGCUGCGCAAGGCCAAGGAAUGGGAGUUGAAGAACGGGACAUAAGGGGAGGCCAGGGGCCCCGGACCGACUGCCCACCCGACACCGGCUCCUCAUCACCGUCCCCGCGGGAAGCUGAACCCAGAGCGUCUCGGGCAGCGCGGCGAGAGCGUGCCGGCGCGGAUGCCGGCUCCCGGGCCUGGCGCGCUGUGUUCUCUCUACUGUAUCCUGGCGCCCUCUAAAGAGUUUACUUGUAAGACUUCGGCUUCCAACUUUGUGAAAAGAGACGAAGGGCUGAGCAGGUGCAGGCCCUGCGGCCGCGGUGAAGUACUGCCGUGGCCGUCAGAGCCACCGCUUGAUCCGUUGCUCCCAGGGCAGCCUGGCCACGGCGGGCUCUGCUCAGCCCUGGAGGAGCUGGGCGCAGCCGGCGGGGAGCGGGGCUGUGAGCGGGACCCACGCAGCACCAGGGCCUCCUGCUCCUCUGCGGGGGCUGGGGGCCGCAGAGCUGACUCCCUGGUGCCUGGGCCGCAGGGGGAGGGGCCUGCCUGCCUUGCUCCUCUUUCCGGCUUCUGAUUUUGACGGAUGCUUUCAUCACCAGGACAUGAAAAGCUGCCGUUCUUUUUAGCCUGUUUUUUUUAAAGUCGUCUCUCUGUUGUCUGUCACGCGCGGAUCUAAGGGCUUCUCAGUCGUGUCCUAUUUUAUCAGGACCUGUGCCUCCCUCUCCCCCUCCCAGCACCUGCCGUGGCCUCACAGCAGGCGAGGGCUCGUUGUCUGCUUCCAGCACGUCUCUCAGAGACGGGACUCACGUCUGCGGCCUGUGGGGGCAGAGCCGGCCCGGCCUCCCCCGCCCCUCAGCCCGCCGUGGGGCCUCCUGGUCCACGUCUUUGUGUGCCCCCUGUGCCACAGUUCCCAGAGGGACGUGGUUGGGACUGUGCUUCUGCCCCACCCGUGCCAGGGUCCCUGGACUCCGCCGUCUCCCAAGGGACACUGCAGACCUCCCUGGUCACUGGCGAGGCGUGGACGUGUCCUCCGAGAUGUCAGCACGGGCGGUGACGUCGCUGCACGGGUGCGAGCCCACCACGCGCCAUCCAGAACCUUCCCGAUGUGGGCAGGAAGCCGGUCUCCCGGCCCCUCCACAGGAGUACCUGCAACCGGCCAGCACCCAGGCUGAGCCCCACCCUGCCAGGCUGCAGCGGCUCUUAUGGGGCCGGAAGGUGGCCGCCCGCACCAAGACGCUGUCACGGCCAGGACUGGAAGCGGCUUCCCUGCCCGUCCGAGACCUGAGCUCACCACAGAGCCGCCUGCUGACUGCACGCUCCCCAGCCGCCCUUCCUUCGCAGCCUAGGGAGAGGAGGCGCUGCCUGCCGGGGAGCCCAGCUGGGGCCCCUGCCACCACAGGAGGCCGUGGCCACCUCGCAGCACGGGAGUCACCUGAAACCAGAAGGCGGUUUGAGCCACCGCGGAUCUGUGCUGCCUUGCGCCAGAGUUCUGCUCUGACCAGGGCCUGGGCCAGGUUUCCAGGGCUGGGAGAGGGAAGGAAGGGGCCGGCCUGCUCCCUUGGCCUAGCCGCUGAGCCGUCAGCGCAGCCUCGGGCACCACACACUUCCCCACCGUGCGGGGCCGCCCCGAGCACACAGCUGGCGCGUGCGGUCCGUCUUUAAGAACCCUGUCUGCAGCUCCAGGAAGACACCAAACAGUGGUGUCCUUGCCCACAGAGCCACGGGGAGCAGCCGUGGAGGGCGAGGCCCCGAGUCCCCCCGACACACACAUUCAAUCAGAAAGUUGCUUUAAAGCAUUUACUUCAAAAUAAGUUAUUUAUUUGUACAUGUUUGGUGAAUGUAGUUUUUAAUUUAUGUCUGUACAUACUAGUCACACGUGAGACGGCGUGUCAGGACUCCUGCCCCCAGCCCCGCCCCCGGCCCGUAACCAGCACCUUCCGCCAGGGUGCAGGGCAGUCCCACCGGGAGAAGUCCCGUGUUUCAGGAGACGUCACCUCCCGCCGUAACGGGCAACCACCUCCACAGAGAGCCGGCCACCCGUGCGGGGCUCAGGGCCCCUCGCGCACCCUGGGGCUCUGCGCGCGCCGUUUCCCAGAGCUGCCGAGGCCGCUGCCGCCUCACGCGGCUGUGGAGUUUUCAGUUCCCUGCAGCCCCUCCACAGAGCACCUGUGCUGGGCUCGGCCUGCGUCAGGGAAGCCAGUGUCCACGCGGGUGAGGGGCAGCCGCACACUCCGCCCAGGCACGGGCUGGCUCCCUGCAGGCCUGCUCCGUGAUGGUGCCCGCCUCAGCUCACCUUCCACUCGCCCCCGUCUACGUAAGCAGACCCAGCGGGUAGGCUGCCGGUUUGUCACCUUGUGUCCUGGGAUGGCCAGGAAGUGUGAACCCACUCCUCAGUCUGCAUAGACGGCCUGCGCCCCAGGAGGUGUGAACCCGCUCCUGUACCUGCGUAGACAGCCUGCCAGGUGUGAACCCGCUCCUGUACCUGCAUAGACGGCCUGCCAGGUGUGAACCCGCUCCUUUACCUGCAUAGACGGCCUGCGCCCCAGGAGGUGUGAACCCGCUCCUGUACCUGCGUAGACAGCCUGCCAGGUGUGAACCCGCUCCUGUACCUGCAUAGACGGCCUGCCAGGUGUGAACCCGCUCCUUUACCUGCAUAGACGGCCUGCGCCCCAGGAGGUGUGAACCCGCUCCUGUACCUGCAGUCUGCCCAGGAGGUGUGAACCCACUCCCAUACCUGCGUAGAUGGCCUGCCCAGGUGUGAACCCGCUCCCAUACCUGCGUAGACGGCCUGCCCAGGAGGUGUGAACCCGCUCCCAUACCUGCGUAGACGGCCUGCCCAGGAGGUGUGAACCCGCUCCUGUACCUGCAUAGAUGGCCUGCGCCCCAGGAGGUGUGAACCCGCUCCCGUCGUGUGCAGAGGUCACAGUAGCGCUCUGGUGUUACACUGUAGCCUCCUGUCUUCUUAGGGGAGAAGUCAUUUUGAAGUCAUCGUCCAGCUGCAGAGGGCUUUGUGGCCCUGUUACGACUACCUCGUGAUCCGGCCACGGCGAGGGGCUACACUGAAAGGGACGGGGCCUGUGGGGCGCCCACGCUUGGGGGCCCCCUGUGCCCGCCUGCCCUCGGGUUCCUCCAGAAGAGCCCAGCCCCGCAGCGCGCCUCCCCCUGCCGCCAUGGAAGAGGUGGAGAAAGAGAGUCUGCGGCCGUAGCCCUUCGGGACCAAAGGUGUUCCUACUGGGCUCGUCUCUGGAUUUGCUAACAAGUACGGAAACUGUUGACUUUGAAUUUGAACAUCAACUUUUAAAUUAUAGGUAUUCAGAAUUAAUUGACCACGGCUAUAAGUUGUAAGAUGUUUUCAUAUUAAGAAUGUAAUUAUUUCCUUAUUGUAUUUUUUAAAAAAACUAAAUUCAUAUUUAAAAUUGAAAGAAACAGGCAGAGAAACAGGCUUUUUUAUUAGCUCUGAUGGCAGUGCCCGUGUGUAGCGACUGCCCAUGUAUCUUCACGGUGUUUCCAGUGUAUUUAAUUCCUGAAGCAGAAAAUGGAUGGAGCAGCGUGGGUGCGAACACGAGCUCUGAGCCCGUCUGCCCCGUGCUUGGCGGCUGUGGCUUCCUGCUGUACUAACUGGUUUUCUACUGUGCCCACGCGCGAGCCCCGACCGGCGCCCCGCGGCGCGACCCUGUGUAUUACCAAUAAACUCCCACGGCCGCAGCCCCGCUGGCCGCUCU
Lepus europaeus (European hare) is the source of this 6217-nucleotide messenger RNA. It is a transcript of the gene AFAP1, whose product is annotated as actin filament associated protein 1. Gene Ontology annotation, cellular component: cytosol. NCBI's taxonomy places the organism in Eukaryota, Metazoa, Chordata, Mammalia, Lagomorpha, Leporidae. Gene Ontology annotation, molecular function: SH3 domain binding; SH2 domain binding. The transcript has 18 exons. The record is from RefSeq and is a predicted model, not a curated record. The coding region runs from base 91 to 2562 and encodes 823 amino acids.